CUCCGUUUAAUGCUCACACCCAUCUCUAGGCCAUCCAGAUUCAUUCAGAUCAUACAAUUACAACCGUUCAAUUUUACGUAUCACAAAACCGACGACAUCAAAACCUGCCACGUAAUGAACGUACCCCUGAAAAGAAACCAAUAAGAAUGUAGCAAAGAGGAGCAGGAAGAAAAAGAAAACAGAACGCCAUUAAACACUCACCUUCCUAAAAAAUUCUUCUUCUGAAGUACCAUGAGAAAGUUCAUAUAAAGUUGGUAACUUUAUCAAAAUUCAAUCAAUUUGAAUCAGCCCCGAGUUUUCAAUUUUGGGUUUCUAAUAAGUGAUUUCUUCGUUUAUAGUUUUACAAGAUGAAGAAAUUUAUAGGGGUUUUGGUAUUUAGGGUUUUUUAUAUGAUGAUGUUAAUGUCAUUAACAAUGGCUAGAUUUGUUGUAGAAAAGAAUAGUUUAACAAUAACAUCACCAGAUAGUAUUAAAGGAACUCAUGAUAGUGCUGUUGCGAAUUUUGGUGUUCCUCAGUAUGGAGGUAGUAUGGCUGGUACAAUCGUUUAUCCUAAAGAGAAUCAAAAAGGUUGUAAUGAAUUUGAUAAGAUUUCAUUUCAUAAGAACUCUGCUGGUGGGCUUCCUCAGUUUGUUUUGCUUGAUCGCGGAGAUUGUUAUUUUACUUUGAAGGUUUGGAAUGCGGAGAAAGCCGGGGCAUCUGCAGUGCUUGUUGCGGAUGAUGUCGAUGAGCAAUUGAUAACAAUGGAUUCAUCUCAAGAUGGUGGUGCAUCUGCAAAGUUCAUUGAAAACAUAACUAUACCAUCUGCUCUUAUUACCAAGGAUUUUGGUGAGAAGCUGAAGAAGGCGAUUAGUGGUGGCGAUAUGGUUAAUGUGAACUUAGACUGGAGAGAAGCUGUUCCUCAUCCCGAUGAGCGUGUAGAAUAUGAGCUGUGGAGUAACAGUAAUGAUGAGUGUGGUCCUAAAUGUAAUAUGUUGAUGGAAUUUGUCAAGGAUUUUAAAGGUGCUGCGCAGAUUCUUGAGCAAGGAGGUUAUACAUUGUUUACGCCGCAUUAUAUAACUUGGUACUGUCCUCAGGCGUUUACGUUAAGCAAGCAGUGUAAGUCUCAGUGUAUUAAUCAUGGAAGGUACUGUGCGCCUGAUCCUGAACAAGAUUUCAGUGAAGGGUAUGAAGGAAAGGAUGUGGUUGUUGAAAAUUUGAGACAGCUUUGUGUGUUUAGAGUAGCAAAUGAGACUAAGAAACCUUGGCUCUGGUGGGAUUAUGUAACUGACUUUCAAAUACGGUGUCCUAUGAAGCAGAAAAAGUACAACAAAGAAUGUGCGGAUGGUGUUAUCAAAUCUCUCGGCCUCGACACUGGAAAGAUUGAGAAGUGUAUGGGAGAUCCAAAUGCCGACUCUGACAAUUCUGUCUUGAAAGAAGAGCAGGAUGCACAAGUUGGGAAAGGAUCCAGAGGUGAUGUUACUAUACUCCCUACCAUUGUAAUUAACAACCGACAAUAUCGAGGAAAGUUAGAUAAAGGUGCUGUUUUGAAAGCCAUUUGUUCUGGUUUUCAAGAAACUACUGAUCCAGCUGUUUGUCUAAGCGGUGAUAUAGAGACAAAUGAGUGUCUGGAUAAUAAUGGUGGUUGCUGGCAAGAUAAGGCAUCUAACAUCACUGCCUGCAAGGAUACAUUUCGUGGGAAAGUGUGUCAGUGUCCCUUGGUUGACGGUGUGCAGUUCACAGGAGACGGUUAUAGCCACUGCACAGCAAGUGGUCCAGGGCGGUGUAAGAUUAAUAAUGGGGGAUGUUGGAAAGAAACUCGUGAUGGACUGACAUCUUCUGCUUGCGUGGUUGGUGAUAUCUUUCAUUAUGAAAGUAUGGGUGAUACAUGCCACUGUCCGCAUGGGUUCAAAGGUGACGGUGUCAAAAGCUGUGUAGAUAUUGAUGAAUGCAAAGAAAAGACAGCUUGCCAGUGCCCCGAAUGCAGCUGCAAGAAUACAUGGGGAGACUAUGAAUGUACCUGUAGUGGAGGACUCCUGUACAUGAAGGAUCAUGACACUUGCAUAAGUAAGAGUUCUAGUGGAGCAAGGUCGGCCUGGACUGCUUUUUGGAUCAGUUUCGUAGGCUUAGCUAUGGCUGCCGGUGGAGGCUAUCUAGUUUACAAAUAUAGAUUAAGAUCGUACAUGGAUUCAGAGAUUAGAGCAAUCAUGGCACAAUAUAUGCCAUUGGACAGUCAAGUAGAGAUAGCAACUCACUCCAGUGAGAAUCACGCCUAAAAAGUGAUCUCUCCUGUCAAUUUUCUACAAUCAACAAAAUUUGGUGAUGCAGUUCUAUUUACAACUCUGCAUCCGUCCGUAAGGAAGUCAUCCUUCUCUCCCAAGUGUGGGGCAUCUAGUUUCCUGAUAAGACUGGACCCUGAAAGAUUGCGUGGAGAUUUAAUUAGGUCAUAGUGAUGAGAUGAGCCGAACAGUUGCUGGAUUCCAGUUGUAGUGGUCUCGGCUCAGUAUGGAACUCAUCUAAAGAGCAUUUGUAUUUCAUGUAUAGCUUUUGGUUACGUAUGUACAGUUUGCAAUAUCCUGUACUUUCUCAUUAUUUAUAUGAAAAUCCUUUACUUAUUCGGAUAA
Papaver somniferum (opium poppy) is the source of this 2600-nucleotide messenger RNA. RefSeq names its product vacuolar-sorting receptor 3-like. Lineage: Eukaryota; Viridiplantae; Streptophyta; Magnoliopsida; Ranunculales; Papaveraceae. Gene Ontology annotation, molecular function: calcium ion binding. Bases 348 to 2252 code for a protein of 634 amino acids. The record is from RefSeq and is a predicted model, not a curated record. The transcript has 12 exons.